Messenger RNA from Naegleria gruberi, 2235 nucleotides. RefSeq lists its product as uncharacterized. The record is from RefSeq and is a predicted model, not a curated record. The coding region runs from base 1 to 2235 and encodes 744 amino acids. The transcript has a single exon. NCBI's taxonomy places the organism in Eukaryota, Heterolobosea, Eutetramitea, Acrasida, Naegleriidae. Gene Ontology annotation, molecular function: protein binding.
AUGAGAAAGAGGUCUUCAUCAAGUUUGAAACAUCCCUCAAUCAACGGUAAUUUUGAUAUUAGACCUCCGAGUGGAAAUCCAACAAUUCAAGUUGGAAAUAUCUUUCUGGAUGCAAGUAACAAUGAUGAACGGGUGGAGAUGGAAUACAACAGGAAAAGUGGACAGUAUAAUCGGAAUGAAAGGAAUCAAUUAAGGUCCAGUUUUCAAAAUGAUGAAGAAAAAAACAAGCAAACAAAUGAUGAAAAAUUAAAUCCUAUUAAAAUUGAAAAGAAAGGAUUAUUUGGUUUAACCAUAUCUUCACCUAAAGGUGACAACAGAAGAUCGACCAGUAAAUCACCUCAACUAGUUAUUGAGGAAGAAACGUUUAUCAAGAAAACUCCUCUCAGUCCUAUUAGAAAGAAGGAUGUUAGUUUUCAGCCAAAUAAUGAAAACUCAAUCUCAUUCAGGAAAAAACCUACUGAACCUUUUAGUGAGCUAGAAAUUUCCUCUCUUUCAAAGAAAAAUAACCAUGCAAAAGCUCCCGAACCCAUAAAAAUCCCGGAAAGCAACUCUUCUUCAGUGGUUCUCAUCUCUAAAAGCCCAAUGAAUAGGUCUUUCAAAGAUCAAGCAUGGACCACAAAAAACUCCUAUGACAAUACUGUCCCAAUAGAAAUUGAAACACUAUCUAAUAGUGGGAGAUUUACCCUAUUAAAAUUAGAGCCAAGAAAAACAACUAAUGCAGUGCCCACCCAAAAAUUGGAAAGAAAAGAAUCAGGGGAUUUAAAAAAAACCGUUACUGACCUUAACUCUUCCAAUUUGAUGGAUAAGAUCAAUUUAAAUUCCACUCUUUCCCAUGUCCCUAGCAAUCCUCUUUCUAGAGACUCCCUCCGUAAUUUAUUUUCCCAUACAAUUUCUCUAACAAAUCAUCUUGAAGGUAAAAUCUCCCCAAGUGUCAAUGACACUCAAAUUAAUCAUAGUUUUAUUGAAGCAUCAAUGAAUAGUGUUAAAUGGUCAAAGGUUAUUCAGAAAGAAUCAAAGAAAACGCUUGAAAAACCUGUUGGAACUAAAUUUGGAGAACGUUAUGAAUUUGAAACAAUGGAUAGCUUAAUGCUCAAUGAAUCUCCUCCUCCAACAAACUCGGGAUCACUAAUAGCUUUUCCUUCCAAAAGAAAAUUGUGUUUAUUUGGAGGAUCUACAAAUUGUGGUUCUUCUAGUGAGACAUGGUUGUUUGAGGUUGGGUUACAAAAAUGGAUGAAGGUUAUGAUUGACCCAUUGCAUAACCACAGCAUUCCAGAAAAACGUUUUGGGCAUUGUGCUGGUGUUUUUGAUUCGAAUACUAUGUGCAUCUUUGGAGGAGGUGAUUCUGAUAGUAGAACACUAUAUAAUGACUUAUGGAUAUUUAAACCUGAUCCAUUUCCUAUUUGGAAAUGCUUAAGCAAAUCGAACAGUAAUGGUGUAAAAGGUCAACCAACACCUAGAAUGCAUUCAGUGUGUGCAGUGAAAGAUGAUUUAUUGUUUAUUCAUGGAGGAGAAGGGUCGAACUUUUUAGCAUUAGAUGACUUGUAUGUUUUCAGUAGGUCUCAAAAUUUCUGGAUUCCCCUUAUUCCCGUAUUACCAAAACCAUCACCCAGAUUUCUGCAUACAGCAAGUGUCAUUGAUUCAAAGAUAAUCAUUAUUGGAGGAAUGAACGGUGCCAAUGAAAUUGAAGAUUCUGUUUGGUCGUUGGACACACGGUCUUUCUUUUGGCAAGAGAUCAAAAUACCAAAAAUUCAAGGACCAUUCAAGGAUGGCUCUCUGUAUGGUCAUUCUGCAACCGUUUGGGGAAAUAGAAUAAUGGUAUUUGGAGGAUUGAAAGGAAAUACAAGAAAAAUCAAUGACAGAGUUUGGUUAUUGGAUUUAUUAGCAAAUGUUUGGAUUGAUAUUUCAGAUAAUUGGAACAGCACAACUGAUCUACCAACUCAUCGAUACAAACAUAUGGCUGCUUCAGAUUUUUAUUCUCAUAUUUCUUGCAAUACUUAUAGGCCUUUCGAAAAGCAACAUUUAUCAUCCUUAGCAAAACAUCAAGUUUCCAAAUAUUUGCACGAGCAUCCAGCAAAUCAAGACAAAAAUAGCGAUCCAAUAAUGUUGAGAAUGCCUGCUGACAUUUCUUUACAAAAGCUUACAAAAACCUACUUUUUUGGUGGCACACAAAAUACUAAACGUUCCAAUGAGCUUUGGGAGCUCUCUCUUGUAUUCCAUAAAAAACCUGGCGAUUAA